This is a messenger RNA of Epinephelus lanceolatus (giant grouper), 6639 nucleotides long. It is a transcript of the gene ypel1, whose product is annotated as yippee-like 1. The record is from RefSeq and is a predicted model, not a curated record. Lineage: Eukaryota; Metazoa; Chordata; Actinopteri; Perciformes; Serranidae.
GAGGAAGUUGCAAUAAAUAAUUAAAUAGCAAUCAAACAAGUAUAAAAUGAUUAAAAACACAUAGAAAAAUAAACGAAUUACAAAUAAAAAAAAGGAUAAAGAAAUAAAAACAUUUCAUUUUCACCUCAAAUGCUACUUAAAACCUGGUUUCCAUCUUUCCCACGGGAGCCUGAAGGCAGCGCAGGCACCCAUUGGUCAGCCCUGGCUGUCAAUCACAGCUCCAUCUCCCUCCCACGUGGUGACGUUUCCGUACCAAAGUAACCAGGCCAGUCCAUUACGCACACAAAAGACACAACAAAAGCCCGUGUUGGGAAAAAUGAGAUCCGUCAGCACCCAAAGGACACAACAAUAAGUUCCCAUCUGGCAGCGUCACACAUGGACCAGAGCCUGGGACGACGACAAUCAUUUAUUUAACUUAAAAAAGACAACAAACUGAAAAACAUCUUUCUCUCUUCAGCAGGCAGUUUUCCACCAAGCUGCGUUUUGCUCAGCUCUGAUCCAGGUGGUUUGAUUUUCUCCUGUGGUGUCUGUGUGGAGCGUGCCACACACCCACUCCACAACAACGACGGCUUUUGCUUGCAUCUUCCAGUGUUUCUUCUGUCAGCAAGUCCAGCAGAGCUGCAACUCUUCCAGUGCCAGCCCUGACACCAGCGAGGAGCCCUGCCCCACUGACAUGGUGAAGAUGACCAAGUCAAAGACCUUCCAGGCUUACCUGCCAAGCUGCCAUCGCACCUACAGCUGCAUCCACUGCCGGGCACACCUGGCCAACCACGACGAGCUCAUCUCAAAGUCAUUUCAAGGCAGUCAAGGAAGAGCCUACCUGUUUAAUUCAGUGGUGAAUGUUGGCUGCGGGCCAGCUGAGGAGCGGGUACUCCUCACAGGUUUACAUGCUGUGGCUGAUAUCUACUGUGAAAACUGUAAAACCACCCUGGGCUGGAAAUAUGAACACGCGUUUGAGAGCAGUCAAAAGUACAAAGAGGGAAAGUUCAUCAUCGAGCUGGCUCACAUGAUCAAGGACAACGGAUGGGAGUGACGCUCCUCUUUUCUUUCUCUGACCUUGGAAUGCUCUUUAUUGAACUGCGUGGAGCGACGACCAUCGACCACCCUGCCCCCCCUCCCGAACCCCCUUUACAAAAAAACAACCUCCACCCCCUUGCCUCCUCCACGUGCACACACACCCACCUGCUCAUCGUGAAACUGAACAGAACAAAUGACAUUUAAAAAAAAAAAAAAUAAACCCGACGACGAGGAAGUGGAGCAACUGUUGAAAAAUCACGUCACAGGAGUCGUUACUUUAAAGAUUGUGUGUUCUCCUUCGCAGCGCCGGACCUUUUUGGGUUUGACCCUCCCACCCGCUCACUCUCACCCCCUCCCCCCCCACCGAACCACGCUUACAAGUGAUUGUGGUGAUAAUGGCGACCACUAUGCGAACGGAGAUAGACUUCACUGAUGGGACAUCUUUGUUUUCUUUAUUUCGCCCACCCAGCGAGACGGAUGAUAAUUAUUUUAAUGUUAUUUGCUCUAGUUUUAACUUCUGGGUUUGGUAAGGUUUUGGUUUGAUGGCAGAUGGAUGUUACUGGUUAGCAUUUUAUUUCCCUGUCAAGUCUGUCAUGUUUUGUUUUAGUUGUUUUUUAUUUUUUGGCUCGUUGUAUCUCUGCCUUUAGCUGAGCAUGCUUUUCUUUGCUAAUGUCCAAAUGAGCAAUCAGGGACAGGUGAGGAGCGGAGGGGAAAGGGACUUUAUUGUAGUUACAAAUAUGUAGCAGCAUCUUGCUUUUAAAAAAAAAAAAAUGGCAAAGGAUGGGAUUGCAGUAGUGUGGGAUUUUAUUCCUGAUAUUUUUUUCCGUUUUAAUCUUUUUUUUUUUCUUACGAAUUUUCUUAAUUUCCCCCCUUUUCUGGUACUUUUCAGCACCCAAAAAACAUUGGAAGCAGCACCUAUUUGUUGGAUAUAAAUGGAUAUAUAUAUAUAUAUAUAUAUAUAUAUAUAUAUAUAUAUAUAUAUAUAUAUAUAUAUAUAUAUAUAUAUAGAUAUAUAAAUAUUUGUAGUGUUUGGCUAAGUGCGAUUGUGGCUGGUCCCAUUUUGCAGCAGUACCACAAGUGAAAAAGACAUGAGAAGAAGCAGAAAUACUUUCUAGACUGGGAACCUGACAUCAGUGGCCACAUGUCAUAAAGCAUUAGGGCAGACUGUAUUAUUCCAUUGUCUAGUAAUGAAACAAUAAGAGACACAACUGCAUAUGAAUAUAUAUACACACACAUACUAUGAUGACAUAUCCAUAAAUACUAUGAAAAUGUUCGUAGUACGUAGAUAUUGGAACAUGGAUUCUGAAUAUAUAUUUGCUGUCAUGCACAUAUGUAUAUAUGCAUAUGACCGUGUGUGUAUAUGCAUUGUGUGUGUGUGUGUGUGGUCACGCAUUACACAGUGACAUACUUGAACGAUGCUACUUCGUUUGCACUUUGCAGAGGCCUUUGGUUCAUCUCAGUUUAGAGGCAAAAACUUUGUUCGCUCUCGUCUGUUUUUUGUUUUUUGUUUUUUUCAUUUAAUGGCCUUCUCACAGACAGAUUGUUGGAGACGGAAAGAAAGUUCGACCUGGACAGUUUGAGGGGUUUACGCUGUCUCCAUUAAGACUGUAAAGACGCUUCUAGAUCAUUUAAUUUGAAUUACAUCGACAAAUUCUGCUUUUCCUCUCUGCUUGAGAAAAGUGUAGUUUCCGAUGAUUCUUUGCUGCUAUCGUAGAAAUCCCGUCGUUUCCUUCCCGCUCUUGUAGGUCUUUUGCACUUUAAAUGCUUAUCCGUCUCUCCUUCUUAGAGUGUGUGAUUCCUCUCUUUGUGAUUUGCCUCUAAGCCGUAUGAAUCUUGUGCCUCUUCAAAACAUGAUCAGCCUCCCCUCUUAUUUUUCUGUUGUGCAGUGCAUAACUCCAAAAACCUUUGUGUGAACCGAUGUGUCUUCCCCCCCUUUCUGGUUCAAAGUGGCCCUCAAAAAAACAACAACACCAAAAUCCUCAUAGAGCUCUUCCCUGUUUUGUUUUGUUUUUGGACAACAGAGACUUGGUAUACAUACACACUUAUAUUUUCUACGUUAAGAUUUAGAGGUGCAAAAACAGAUAUUCAGUAUAUUAUUUCUCAGAGUGAAGCAUAGAGGAGGAGGAUCGGAGUGUGCAGGAUGCCCAGGGCUUGUUGUUUGACUUUUUAUUGGAAGGAUAAAACAAGAUGGCAGCAGGUUGAGGUGGAGGUUGGGCAGGGCGGGAUGGGAGAGAUUUAAAAGAAAAAAAAAAAAUCAGCAGUGAUUGAUUACUUUGCCGGCAAGGUCAGUCAGAUCACACGACCUUUUAUCCUAAAAACGUUGACAAUGCAAACCCUUAAUAGUUAGCAGUGAUACCUACUUGAAAAUAUAAAGACAUAAACAGCUGAGAUAUUGGCCCGUGUUACAGUUUUUGUACAUAAAGUAACAUAUUUAAGGUUUUAUACGUAUUUCUACUGGGUUAGUUCUUUUACUUCCCCAACUUGAAGCACUUUUGUUCACUGUACCUCUGGCUGUGUGCGUCUGUAUGUGUGUGUGUUUGGGUGUGAGUGUGUGCGUGUGUGUGCAUGCAUGUGUAUUAGCCCACAUGCACGCCUGCACACAAAAGUGAAUGUUUAGUUUCUUUUCCUCAGACAGUUUAUUUCUCUUUUUGUUUCUCCUCUUUUUUUGGUUUGGAAGUGUUUUUUUUUGUCCAUUUGUUUUUUUUUGUUUUUUUCUUUCGCAGCUGUUUGGUUUCUCUCCCGGUGAUCUGUGAGGUCGAGAGCCAGGUUAGUUUGUUUGGAAGUGAUUUAUCCCUGUUUUUUUUUCUGUUAGCUUGUUUAUUUAGCUUGUGUGGUGAGAGCCCGUUAGAGGGCCGAUGUUUAGGUCUCUGCUGAGCCAUGUAGACGUUGAGGGCGAGCUGGAAUCUCCCACCAUGUCGCAGGGAGAGCCUUUACCAAGACCCUUUCGCCACCACAGUCAGUGUCUCCUGUGUAGAGGGAUUUCAGGCGAUGAAACAAACCCUCUGGCGGCCAUAUUGGAGGUCCUUAGCUUUUUUUUGCAACACUGGUUGUGAAUAUCUGAUUGUAUUUCCUGAGAACUUUUGAAUUUCUGUGCUGGUUUUGACCGAAAAUGAACUGUUACUUCCCUGAAUCUAUGUGAUUGAUUGUUUUGAUAACGUUAGCUUCCUGGGCUAAGUCACUGCAUCCCUUGAAGUUUGCAUUUCUACACUCUUUACAGGUCAAACAAGGUCUGUUCUGUUUUAAACACUCCUUCAAAUGCAGGAAGUUCAACUGCACAUUCAUUGUUAAAGAGCAGCGCAGCAGCUGAAAGUCUUGUUGUUCACUAACCUGGCUGCAGUGAUGUAGAAGUGAACUCCAGGGUGUGUUAGUACCCCAUGACAUCACUGGUGGGUGUGGUUACAGGUGCAACUGAGCACAUUACGGACUACAACCAUCAGUGAUGCUGGAGAGGAGAAGACAAAACUUCUCAGCCUGGUGUUUCGUUACUCUUUAAUGAUGCAUUCAAGCGAUCUUUGUCAGUUCGUAAAGUUGGGAAGUACAACAUGAACUCAUUGUUAUUUGUGUUCCUGUGGUCAUCAGUGCUGGUUAACAGGCUACAUUUCAUGACCUGAGUUUACAACUUGGUAUUCACCACUUUGUCAGCCAUUUCCUGGUGAUAAACUUGAAAACUACUGAGACUGAAAGUUCAUUCUUGACCUUGGAAGCAGCAGUUGUUGGAAUAAUCUAACACAAGGUCCAUUGGGUAGCUGUUAUGGAGCGUUUGACAUGUGUAGAUGUUCAAAUAUACAGUUUGUCUGAGAACUCGUCUGGCUUGGUCCCGAUCAGACAGAGCACGUUUUAGCAACCUGGGGUGAGUCUUUGUAAUUGUUUGCAAUAAUAGUUAGACGUUUAUCCCACUGCUUUUGCGUUGCUGAGCGCAUCAUAAUUUUCUGCUCCAGGCGCUUUGCCUUUUUGGGGGCACGCUUUGAACGCCUAGGGUUGAAUAACUCAGAGAUGGGCCUUCUGUGGUGAAGAUGGCAACAAGCGGUAGCAUAUGGUUAAGCUAACAUUAGCUUACUGUCGUCUUUGCCCUAGGUAAGCUGUAAAAAAUACCUGAACAAUUUGCCUCAGCCACUUUCUAACAUGUAACAGUGUCCAGUCCCUGAGCGCCCUCUGCCUGUCCAUUUUUUAUGCGGAUUUUAAGAUACAGAUCUGCGAGUUUACGUCACCGUAGCAGUUAAGCUAAGGAGAGGUGAUUCGGUAGCAGCAAUAUUAAAAAAAGAGGCAGCACACUGCAAAAAGUGUCCUGUCUGAUUAGGGCAGUCCAGUGUGCACCAUGCACACUGUCUGAUCAGGGCCACAGAAGUCUGUAAAGUGCUCAGAGGAAUGAAAAUUUGAACAUCUGUAACUCCUCUGGGCAGCUCUAUCUGCUGAAGAAGAUUGUGUGAUCCAAUGAAAGCUCCAGAACAGCUGCAGAAUGGACCUUGUGUUGUGCUUAUUUUGUCAAUUUUCAAUUGACUUGAGGAGUAGACGAGGAGCGCCUGAAUGCAUCAUUGGUUUUAUGUCCCUGAGGCUACACUGGCCUUCAGCUCCUCUGAAGGACACACUUUCAAGGGCUGCAUCCUUCACAGAGGUUGCAGCCUCUGAAUUUGGAUGCAGUUUUUAUCUGGUCAGCCAGCCUCCACUGUCCGAUAUGAUGAACAUAUCUGACUGAAAAUGUUGAAACACAGCCGUUUUGGUAAAGUUUACCAAGUUAAAACUAAAAAGACUUAUGGAGCAAAGAAAAAGGCACUGGUAGCUAAAUUUGGAAACAAAACAAUGUGGUACCAGGCCAUUCACAUCAGCUUAAAUCGUUAUUGAAUGGACCGACAGUAGACAGACUUGUUACUGGUUACAUGCACACAGCCAGUUCCUCCAAAGGACCUCCACGUUGGCGUCAGCAGUGGUCGCUUGCAGAGCCUCUAUACUCUCCCUUCGAUCAGUCAGUCUAACUCAAAUCAACAAAAAGCAGUUGCCAGUGUCACCGCCGGUGUUGUACCAAAUAAGAACCAGGUUCUAUCGAAUGCAUCAGUGUCAUGUGUCAGUGGGCAGGAAGGAAACCAGGGGUCGAGCGACUCCUGGAGAUUUUAACUGCUAUACCAAAAUUAAAGUGGAGAAAUCCUGUCGCGUAUGACAUUGUGUUUCUGUAGAAUGUUUUGAUUCUCUGAACUUAACAGCGUCAAAGCAGCCUGGAAGAAAAAAAUGUAGAUAUUUGCUGCUGAAAAGAAAAAAACUGUUUACUUUUUAAUUGUUAUUUUUGUUUUUAUUGUGACACUGGCUACCUACUUUUUGAGCUCUGUUACUUUCUGAAAACCUGAAAGGAUGUUGAUCAAAGGCAGGAUGGGUAUACAGGGGAAAAGACUGUACAAGUUCUUUUCUUAGGACUGUUAAACUACAGUUUAAGGUCUAAAGCAUGUUGUAUUUAUAAUGGCUAUAUGUCGUGCCUGUUUUAUUAUUUUUUUUUCCUAAAUUUAAAAACAAAUAUUAUAUGCUUUUUAUUUGACUACAUUGCUUUGCAUUCUGUCUUAGUAAAGCCAUGUCACAUGUCUGUUUUCACUCUAAUGUAAACUAUCAGAUAUCACAAUAAAUUUUCAAUGGCAUUAA